CUCUCUCUCUAUCCAUGUGUCUGAAUGUCUCUCGCCCUCUCUCUGUCAGAACAAUGUGUCGUUCACAAUAAUGGGAUUACAGCCAUCCAGCCGGCUGCUCGCUCUCUCUCCCGCUCUCUCUCUCCUGUCAUCUCUCUCUCUCUCCAUCUGUCUGUCCUAGUCGAUCGUCCCCUCUCUCUCUCUCUCGCCCGGGUGUGCAGGUUCUUUCAGUUCUUGUCGUCUGUUUUUGGGGGAAUGAAAGAAAGACGGACUGUUUCCUGAAUGAAGUAAAGAGGAGCUGCCAUGUUGGCCUCCUCCAUUCCCCCGUCUCUCCUCUUCCUCUUCCUCCUCCUCCUCCUCCCCCCACCCUCCCGCCCCGCUGAUGCCAUCCCGACCUCUGACCCCUUGGUGCGGUGGGUGGAGCUCAGCGGCGCCGCUCUCUCUCACCUGGUGCUGGACCCGGGGGCGGGGCGUCUCUACGCUGGCGGGGUCGACCACCUGUACCAGCUGACCGCCGACCUGGAGGUGAUGUCACACGUGAGGACCGGCCCUCACCUGGACUCGCCGGACUGCCUGCCCCCGAUCGUGCCACAGGAGUGCCCCUCGGCCACGCCCACUCACAACCACAACAAGCUGCUGCUGAUGGAGCCGGCGCAGGGGGCGGGGCCAGGGAGCCUGAUCGUCUGCGGAUCGCUCUAUCAGGGGAUCUGUGAUAAGAGGAGUCUGUCCAACAUCUCUCAGCUCAUCUAUCAGACCUCCAACCCCGUCGACACGCAGUACGUGGCCGCCAACGACCCCCGAGUCUCCACCGUGGCCGUGGUGAUAACCACGGAGAACAAGCAGGAAGGUGGCGGGGCCGGCGGCGUCCUGCGUCUGAUGCUGGUCGGCCGAGGCUACACCAGCAAAGGUCCCGGCGACAUCCCACCAAUCACGACGCGGCGUCUGUCCCCCGUGGUCCCGCCUCGCCGGGCGUUCUCUCAGGAGGAGGAGCUGGGCAAACUCGUCGUAGGGAGUUACUCUGAGUACAACAACCACUUUGUGAAGGCCGUCGCCCAUGGCAACCACGUCUACUUCCUGUUCUCUCGGCGGGACAUGUGGCACAAGAAGGAGUACCGGACGUACGCGUCGCGGCUCUGCACCGCCGACCGCAGCUUCUACUCGUACGUGGAGGUGCCGCUGCUGUGCGGCAACGGCUACAACCUGGCUCAGGGAGCGUGGCUCGGGAACCACUCGGGCGAGCCCGCCCUGUUCGUUGUCAUGGCGACGGGGCAAGCGUCCACGCCCGUGGCGACCGGGCGCUCCGCGCUGUGUGUUUACGGGAUGGCAGAGCUGGACGCCAUGCUGCGGAGAGCGCAGGAAGUGUGUUACACAGAGGGAGGGCGAGGCAGCAGCGGGCAGGAAGAGGCCUACAUCGAAUACGCCGUGUCAUCGAAAUGUCUGAAACUACCACAGGACUCUCUGUCAGAGUACCCCUGCGGGGGGGAACACACCCCCAACCCCAUCGCCAGCGCCGUGCCGCUCCCCGCCACGACCACCUUUACCUCCACAACCCAGCUGACUGCCGUUACCACGGCAACAGAGGCGGGACACACCAUUGCCUUUCUGGGAGACAGAGAGGGACGACUGCACAAGGUGCUGGUGCGCUCUGAUGGGUCAGGGGAUCUGUAUGGCAGUGUGUUGGUGGACAGCGGCAGUGCCGUCAGCGCUGACCUCCUAUUGGACGACAGCCAGCAGCACGUUUAUGUUUUAACCAACAGCAGGCUGUCGAAGGUUCCUGUGUCGUCAUGUGAGAGACAGACAGACUGUCAGUCCUGUCUCGCUGUCAGAGACCCGUACUGUGGCUGGUGUGUCCUGGAGGGAAGAUGUUCCCGCAAACAUCAGUGUCAGCGCCACGUGCAGCCCAACCAUUGGCUCUGGAGCUUUGAACCGACCAAUCUGUGUGUGACAGUGCAGAGCCUGCAGCCAGCCAAUCAGAGCAAAGACGAGCAGACACAGGUAACGCUGUCAGUCGUCCAGCUUCCCGACCUCACUGAGGCGGAGUCUCUGUCCUGUGUCUUCGGGCUCCUACCACCUCAACCCGCUAUCGUCGCGGGAACCAGCAUUACCUGUCAAUCACCCGCGCCGGAGCUCCUCCCACCCAUGCUAACAGGAAGUGAUCACAUGAUCCUGCCCGUGUCACUGAUGUUUGGUCAUGUGACCGUCACCACGGGCGACAUGACCUUCUACGACUGUGGAGCUGUGAGCCAAUUAAACCAGAGCUCCCAGUGUCUGGCGUGCGUCAGCAGUGUGUGGGGGUGUAACUGGUGUCCUCUGGAUCAACUCUGCACCCACAACCACAGCUGUCCCAACCAACACAUCAUCCUCAACCAGAGAGAGUCUCCUGGUCCCACUUCCUGUCCUCUGGUCUUCGCCCUGCAGAGUUCCGCCUUAGUGCCGUUGGGCCUGAGCACCACUGUUGUGCUGCAGGGACGAAACCUGGACGUCUACACUGAUGAAGCUCAGUAUUUGUGUGUUGUGGAAAUCGAAGGAGUCCAGUUCAAUCUGACAGCUGCUGUGGAGAAAACGCACGACAACACACACACCUUCACCUGCAGCCCACACCAGUUUCAGUAUGCUGUCAGUCAGCUUCAGUAUUCGACUGCUGUCUAUCUGCGCAGAGGAGAGAGACGCAUCGACACCUUACCUGGCCUCCAACUCCAGCUGUACGACUGCUCAGCCGGCCAAUCAGAUUGCUCACAGUGCAGGGCGGUGCCAGAGGAGUACGGCUGUGUGUGGUGUUCAGGAAGUUGUGUUUACAACCAAUCCUGUACCAGCGUACCUGCAGACACCUGCCCCCCUCCUCAGAUCACACAGGUACUUCCUGUCUCCGGUCCAUUGGAGGGCGGAGUCCUGGUGACGAUCACAGGGUCAAAUCUGGGAAUGAAGUACCAGGAUGUGAUGGGCGGAGUCACAGUGGCAGGUGUUCAGUGUCUGCCCAGAGCUGAAGGAUACCAGAUCUCCACCAGGGUUGUGUGUGAGCUGCAGUCCAGUGGGAAGGAGAGGGAGGGGCCUGUCCUGGUUGCUGUGGGAACAACUCCACCUGGAAGGUCGACACAGAUGUUCACCUAUCAGGACCCGCAGCUCCUGGACCUGGUCCCUGAUAAAGGUCCCGUCUCCGGGGGAACCAGACUGACCAUCAGAGGACGGCAGCUGCUGACCGGACAGAAGUCUGACCUCACUGCCUUCCUGGGCCCCCAGCCCUGCUACUUUGUGGAGGAGGUGACAGAUACCCAGCUGGUGUGCCAGACUGGUCCCAGUAACCAGACCGGUGGAGUAACUCUCCGGCUUCUCUUCGGUAAAGCGGAGAGAACCGUGCCCAACGUCACCUUCCGUUACCUUGACGACCCCGUCAUCACCGACGCCACGCCUGCGGAGAGCUUCUACGCAGGCGGCCGUGUCGUCAUGGUGACGGGCAGGAACCUGGGCGUCGUGCAGCAGCCAAUCAUAUCGGUGUGGGUGGAGCCUGUGGUGGUCCAGAGGGUGAAACGGAGAAGACGAUUGGCUCUGCUCACCGCCAAGCAGCAGCUGGUGUUCAACAGCACCAUGACAACGGUGUCAGAGCGCUGCUCUGUCCUGUCGUCCUCUCAGAUGAGCUGUCCGACCCCCGCGGUGACCCCAGAGGUCAAGGUGAAGGGCGUCUGGUUUCAGCUGGACAACGUCAGAGUCCACUACGAAACCAUCAAGGGUAAAAGCUUCACCUAUUAUCCCAACCCUGAGUUCUUUCCCCUGAAUAGAGAAGCUCCAGAUGCUCCGUAUCGCUUCAAACCAGGAGGAGUGAUCGCCGUGGAGGGUCAGCACCUGACCAGAGCGAUAUCGAGACAGGAAGUGACUGCUCGACUCGGAGAUCGUGAGUGCGAGGUGAAAACUCUGGACAACACUCACCUGUACUGUGAACCCCCAGAGAUCCAACCGCUGAGCGUGGACGACAGCAGCGAGCUGCCCUGCCUCAAGGUGUUCAUGGGAAACCUGAAGGUGGACCUGGGACUGGUUCAGUACGACAGCGACUCUCUGUCUGUCGUCCCAUUGGCUGCUCAGAUCAGUUUGGGGGCGGGAGCUGCUGUCAUCAUCCUGUCAGUGCUGGUCGUCAUCCUCAUGUACAGGAGGAAGAGUAAACAGGCUCUCCGAGAUUAUAAGAAGGUUUUGCUGCAGUUGGAAACUCUGGAGAUCAACGUGGGAGACCAAUGUCGCAAAGAGUUCACUGACCUGAUGACAGAGAUGAUGGACCUGAGCAGUGAUGUUGGGGGACCUGGACUCCCCCUGCUGGACUACAGGACGUAUGCAGAGAGGGUCUUCUUCCCCGGCCAGCAGGUGGCGCCGCUGAGCCGGCAGCUGGACCUGCCAGAGUCCCGGAGGCAGACGGUGGAGCAGGGCCUGCAGCAGCUCAACAACCUGCUCAACAACAAGCUCUUCCUCACCAGGUUCAUCCACACGCUGGAGGCCCAGCAGGGCUUCUCUCAGAGGGACCGGGGUUACGUGGCCAGUCUGCUCACCAUGGCGCUGCACGAUAAGCUGGAGUACUUCACCGAGGUCAUGAAGAGUCUGCUGCAGGACCUGGUGCAGCAGUACGUCGCCAAGAACCCCAAACUCAUGCUGCGCCGGACUGAGACAGUUGUCGAGAAGAUGUUGACCAACUGGAUGUCGAUCUGCCUCUACUCCUUCCUCAAGGAGGUGGCUGGGGAGCCUCUGUACAUGCUCUACCGAGCCAUAAAGUACCAGGUGGAUAAAGGGCCGGUGGACUCUGUGACAGGAAAAGCCAAACGGACGCUGAACGACAGCCACCUGCUGCGGGAGGACAUCGACUACUGCGCCAUGACUCUGACAGUGUUGGUGAAGAAUGGAGUCGAAGUUCAACCUUGUCCUGUUAAAGUGCUCGACACAGACACAAUCACACAGGUGAAGGAUAAGAUCCUGGAUCAGGUCUACAGAGGAGCUCCAUUCUCUCAGAGACCAGCAGCAGACAGUCUGGACCUGGAGUGGCGUUCGGGUCAGGCGGGUCACCUGACGCUGUCAGACGAUGAUGUCACAGCGGUGGUUCAGGGUCGCUGGAAACGAGUCAACACUCUGCAGCACUACAAGGUCCCAGACGGAGCCACGGUGGCCCUGAUUCCUCGUUCUCAGAGUUCAGGUGGAGUUGGAGUCAACCAGGUCUUCCAGACCGGAGAGAAAACGCCGAUGCUGGAGGGCGAGGAGGAGGAGGGUCUGCGUCUGUGGCACCUGGUGAAGAGCAGCGAAGAUCCGGAAAUCCCAAAACACAGAAAGAGCAGCAUGAGGGAGAGAGAGAGAGCCAAGGCCAUACCUGAGAUUUACCUGACCCGACUGCUGUCCAUGAAGGGGACGCUGCAGAAGUUUGUGGACGAUGUUUUCGUGGCGAUCCUCAGUACGAAGCGUCCUCCUCCGAUUGCGGUCAGAUUCUUCUUCGACUUCCUGGACGACAUGGCCGAGAAACACGGCAUCGACGACCCCGAGACCGUCCACAUCUGGAAGACCAACAGUCUCCCUCUCAGGUUCUGGGUGAAUAUCCUGAAGAAUCCUCAGUUUGUGUUGGACGUCCAGGUGUCCGACAGCAUCGACGCAGUUCUGUCUGUCAUCGCUCAGACCUUCAUCGACUCCUGCACCACCUCGGAGCACAAAGUGGGACGGGACUCUCCUGUGAACAAGCUGCUGUACGCCAGAGAGAUCCCCCGAUAUAAACAGCUGGUGGAGAGGUAUUACAGUGAUAUCCACAGCGCUGCGUCAGGCUGUUAUCAGGAGAUGAACUCCACUUUGACUGAACUGUCUGGGAGUUUUGCCUCAGAGAUGAACAGUCUUGUUGCUCUUCAUGAACUCUACAAGUACAUCAACAAAUAUUAUGACCAGAUCAUCAUGUCUCUGGAGGAGGACAGUUCAGGGCAGAAGAUGCAGUUGGCCUAUCGGCUGCAGCAGGUCGCCGCCCUGGUGGAGAACAAGGUCACUGACCUCUGAUGACCUCCGACCCCGUCAACCUGCCCCCAGGAAGCGAUGACCUCUGACCCCGCGACCCUGAAGACACUCGGAGCUCCUGCUGAGGAAGAGGAGGAGGAGGAAAGCCCUUCCUGUUGAACAUCUUCAGCAGCUCUGAGAGACUGAAAAUCAUUGGACUCCUGUUAACACUGUCUUCCUGCUCUGUCUGUCUGUCUGUCUGUCUGUCUGUCUGUCUGUGUGUGUGUGUGUGUGUGUGUGUGUGUGUGUGUGUGUCGGGGAUAUAUGAGGUUUUUCUAGUCAGACUCAGGCGAUCCCAAUUCUUUCGAUUCCUUUUCUCCGCAGCAG
This is a messenger RNA of Sander lucioperca (pikeperch), 6303 nucleotides long. It is a transcript of the gene plxnb3, whose product is annotated as plexin B3. The transcript is spliced from 39 exons. Gene Ontology annotation, molecular function: protein binding; semaphorin receptor activity. The coding region runs from base 283 to 5979 and encodes 1898 amino acids. NCBI's taxonomy places the organism in Eukaryota, Metazoa, Chordata, Actinopteri, Perciformes, Percidae. Gene Ontology annotation, biological process: regulation of cell shape; negative regulation of cell migration; positive regulation of axonogenesis. Gene Ontology annotation, cellular component: semaphorin receptor complex. The record is from RefSeq and is a predicted model, not a curated record.